GUGGUUGUGAAUAAUAAUGUACAAAAGUUAUGGUGCAGAUAUACGAACUGUCUAAGUUUAAUAAACCACCUUUCCGUAAGGUGCAGACAUUGACGACAAUCUUCUGUCCAGAAUUUUAAAUCGUUUGAAACACAACGAUACAUUAUCUCGAAAAUGGGUACGUAUCUGGCGGAUUAUCUUCUCCACGGAGUGUACUCUAUUAAGUUAACUCGACGGGGGAUUGGCGUAUAGUAAUCGACAUCAGUAGGCGUGGCUUGUCUUAUCUGAGUCAUUGUAGGUAACGCUUACAUAGUUAGCGGAAUGUCUUCGUAUCCAAAACCAGGGAAAAGAAGGGCAGAAAUGGAUUUUUAUCAAAUGAGACCAUUGAAUAAACGUGCAGUGUCUCGUGAUAGUAUGGGAAGGUAUUCAGAGCGGUCGCUACAUUCAGAUUAUCGAAUGGGUAGAUAUAGAGAAUCUGGUAGUCAAUGUCGCAAUUGCUUGACACGCAUUCCUUAUGCCACAGUUAUUGCUACAAUAAUGUGCAUUGUAGGAGUUGGCAUAUUUUGUGGCACAAUGUAUAGAGGUGCUACAUUAAGUGUUCUAAUGUUUGAUCAGGUGUUUAAACUUCAUGUAGUAUGGAUGGAAGUGGUCCAAAUGACAUUUGUUAUUAUAGGAGCUAGUAUGGGAGCUCUCGGGCUAAUGAUUUUGUUUGUAGGAUGUCUUGCAACUGGGGCAACAAGACAAAAAGUUUAUAGAGCUUGGGGAGCUCGUGUUGGUGGCAGAAUAUCUUGUGCUGUAUUUAUGAGCAUCACAUAUAUUUUGCAAAUAGCAUGGCUACUUAUGCUAUGUUUUUUGGUAAUCAUAACUGUGACAUUUAUGAUAUUCUGGGGCUUAUGCUCAAGUAAUCGGGUGCAAAAUGACAGACAGUGUAUUGACUUCACACAGUUUGAUUUUUUGUUUCCUAAUAAUACACGACCCGAACAUAUGAAAGUUUGUGAAACUAUUGAAAUUAAGAUGUUUUGUAAAGACUAUGUAGAGAAUGCAGUUGUUAUGUUUAUUCUUGCUACAGUAGCUUGCUUGCUGGUUAUCCUCAGUUUGGUUCAUUAUCUCAUGUGUUUAUCAGCCAAUUAUGCCCACAUCCGUGAUCAUGAAAAGUUUCAAGAACUUCAAGAGCUUCAAUAUCUGCAAGAUCCAGAUAUGUCUGUAACAGGUUCUAAAGAUCGCUUCUAGGACACAGCCAAAGAAAUCUUCAAGGGAGAAGUUGAGGGGUCUCCAUAAUCCUAAUACUGCCAUUGAUUGGUCCAGCUGUUGCAUUUUCCGUGUUCUUAAUAAUUGUUAAUUACAUACAAGAUAAUACUACUAGUGGCAGCUACAUUUGUUUGUUUUGUUGUCUUUACAAAGUGUUGCAGUGAAUUCUAGUUUUCACCAUAUUAUUACUGAUUGUUUGUAAAUGUUUUUUCUGAGAUCUAAAAAGUGGAAGAUAAACUUUCUAUUAAUUAUUAUACUUAUCUCUAAUGAAGCUUCAUGCCUUAUUUUUGUAUGAUCUCGCAUAUUUCUACUUACACUAAUGUAUAUACUAUUAUAUUACAAAGCAUAUUUUACAGAUUUCUCUAGAUUUCUGUUAGGGUUAAUAUUGUGCUAUGGCUUUAGGGUGUGCGAUUCCUACUUUAGUCUGAAUAAACCGUCCUCCAUGAUAAUACAAUUAUAUAAGUGGUACAAAAUAUUGAAAUCCCACUGUAAAAUAUUUUUAUGAAGAAAGAAAAGGUGGUAAUACGAAGUUAAAUAUUUUUGCUUUUCUAAUCGAUAGUAAUACUCCUGUUUGAGAAAAAAGUUAUAAUAAGAAUACUAAAAACCUAGCGAUUUAUCACAGAUGCAGCAGAUGUAAAAUUGUGUGGAACUCUUGUGGUGCAUGAAUUAAAGGGAAAAGGAAUCGCUAGUUAAUUAUUAUUCUCCACUUUUCCAGGAAAAUAUUUAUUUUUCUCUCCCUACAACAUCUGAAUGUUAAAGAAUGUUCAAUGGAUUCUUAGGACAGAGGAUUCUUUGUGCUAAGGUUAUUUCACUCAGACCUGUCACAAGCAUUGCAUUGACAUGCACUGUAGAUUAACACCAUCUUGGCGGAAUGGCCAAGAGCACUAGUGCACUGUUUUGCAUGAGAUAGUGUUAAUCUUUGAAGCAUGGUACUUCAUGCUCGUCAAUGCAAAGCUUAUGUGACGCAGAUUUAUAAUUCAUCCUAAUUCUAUUUCCAACAGUUUGUUUUAAUCUAGGUUAAGCACAGGGUAUUUUAAUAAAAAUUAUUGUAUUUGGAAAAUGUUGAAAUGGUUCACUACAUUUUUGAAGUAUGCGUACAGAUUCUGAAGUAUUCGUUGAUGGUGAAAGCACAUUAAUUCCAUAUGUAUAUAGAAUGUCAUGAUUCAUCUAGUGAACAUGUAUUUUUUGGAAGAUUUCAAAAAGAAUUUUAUAUAAAAUUUUUUACAUUAAGUAGAUGUGAGUGUAAAAACCAUACAAUGUGUAAAUUGACUUGUGUGUUUUGUAGAACUGUUCCAACUGUAUUGUCUAUUUUAUGACAAUUUUUUUGUAUGUUACCGUAUUUUAUUAAUAUUUGUAAUUUCACUAUUUUCAUAUUGAUAUUUUUAAUAGUAAAAGCACUGGACUAUAUAAAACUGAGUGCACAUCAUAUUUUGUACAGUAUUAGAAUUAAUGGUAUUGCCAUUUAUUACAAUGAUGCCUCUUGUAAUCCAAUGCAAUUAAAAUUACAUUCCUUACUGAAAGUAUUAUGUAAAAGUUUGAGUUCAUUUUAUAACAAUAUUCCAGUGUAGAGAAUUCAUUUUCUUAGCAAAAUGAAAAAUAACUUAGAAGGUGAACAUGCAACAAUGGAUCAGAACAUCGGCCCCUAAGUUUCUUUCUUGAAGGUUUCUUUGGCAUUUCUGGAAUAUUUUAAGCUUUCUAAUUUACAAAGAUAAAGUGGGCUGUCCUUCACUGAGCUGUUGUUUUGAUGCCUGAUCUUGAAAACUUUGCACAUUAUAUAUAUGUAUAUAAGCUAUAUUUUUAUAAUAAAAAGCACAUUCAAUUCUUAAAAUAAUGGUAAAUGCCAAAUAGAGGUUGAUAUUAUUUUCGUUCACAAGUUAUGUUUUGUUUUUAGAGUAUUUUACAUCAAUCUGUUGCUUUUGGUUGACUAUGCAUUUAUAUCAGUAUAAUGCUGAAUAAAAGUAUUAAAUAAGAUGUAUUUAUAGAAAGAAGUGGGAACAAUAUUACUCUUGUUGAACAUCCAAUUUUCUUCUACAACUAUGGGGAGUGUACUAUGAAUGAACACUUUUUGUUAAUGUUUUUAAAAGAGAAAUGUAAGGAUAGAAGUGAAAAUCAAGAUUAAUUUAAAUGUAAGAAAUAUUAUUUUACUGAAAGUUCUGUUUCAAAGUAUAUGACUAUCUGAAUAGUAUUAGUUAGUAUAGUACUAGUUCAAAGUAUAUGAAUAUACUAAAAUUGUCGAUGUUAAAAGGAUGACACUGCCUUAUGAAUGAAACUAUGUGGCUGUAAAGGGGGAUGGAGUUUGUUAAAAAAUAUUCUUAAAAUGAACACUUUAUAAACAUAUAUUACGAAGACUUGAUGAAUAAAGUUCUUUAUUAAAAAAUAUACUUUGACUUUUUUUAAUUUAUCGAAAAUUUUAUUUGCAACAGGAUGGAAUUCAUUUCAGGUAUCCCAACAAUUAUUACCACACUAAAUAUUGGAUAUGCUAGGAAAGUAAUUUUUUUUAAAUUCAAAUUUCUUCAAAAUUGUGUCUACUUAUAAUACAAAAUAUAUCUUUUUCUACUUAUUCAUGUACGUUAAAAAUAAAUCAUUCAAGUAAUGACAAAGAACAUUCAUGAAUGAUCGGUUAAAGCUUAUUUCAUUAAAUAUGAAAUUAAUAUUUAAUUUUCUAUGAAAAUUAUCAAUAUGAUUAGGAAUAACAAUUAAGAAAUAUAUAUAUUUCUAUAUAAAUUUGUUUCUGAAUAAUAAAACACUUCUUGUACAUUAGUACAGUGAAACAUAAGGAUAAUUAUUUGCUGUGGAUUAAAAAAAAAACUCAUACCACUGCUACAGGAGCCAAUCAUGUCAAUUACCAAG
Messenger RNA from Gryllus bimaculatus (two-spotted cricket), 4077 nucleotides. Lineage: Eukaryota; Metazoa; Arthropoda; Insecta; Orthoptera; Gryllidae. The record is from the annotation of a GenBank genome assembly.